Cavia porcellus (domestic guinea pig) is the source of this 2206-nucleotide messenger RNA. RefSeq names its product igE-binding protein-like. Gene Ontology annotation, biological process: viral process. The record is from RefSeq and is a predicted model, not a curated record. The coding region runs from base 834 to 1289 and encodes 151 amino acids. Lineage: Eukaryota; Metazoa; Chordata; Mammalia; Rodentia; Caviidae. The transcript has 2 exons.
AGCUCCUCAGAUCAGAACACAAGUAGUCAAGAGAUUUGUCCAUCUAAUUCACCAUACUACUCUGAUUCAGGUGAGACUCAUACUCUUUCAGCUCUGUCAAGGAACAGAAGAACAUUAUAUUCACGUUCAGAUUCUGGAAUAUCAUCCUUGCCGGGAGCGGACAUCGACAUUUGGAGGCCCGCCCGGGGACUGAUCACCCCCGAGACGUGGAAGUGGACAACGCUCCAGUACAGAGCUGCGAGACAGGUGAGUUGGGGAUAAGCCUGGGCUCUGGGUGGCGCGCACCUACAGGGCUUUUAGACUCCCCUCAGGCUCACGCGUAAGUGGCGGAUUCCUUGGGCCUCACGCGGUGAGUAACAUAUUAAAAGAUGGGAAACAUGUUAGGUAGCAACACUAAGAGCGAGGGUGGUUGUGGAGAAAGCUCUCAAGAGCUUACAAAAGUACGCAGGGUAUCUGAGCAGGCCCAGUCAGGGAGCUCCCGAGAGGGGUCCGUCAAGGGGAACAAGGAUGCUAAGGAGGAGGACGGGGCUCUAGCCUCGGAGUCGUCUGACUCCGAGGACGAGGGAAAGUUGAAUGGCAAGGGGGCCAAAGAGACCAGCUGUCAGGAGCCUAAGUCGCUCAAUAAGGAGUCGCAGGGUUCUUUUCCAGCGUUGCCCCGCGAAUUGCGCUCUGCUCAACCUGGUCUGCGGAGGAGUAGAGAGCUCCUGAGCGCUCCCCGGCGCAAGAGGGAGGCGAAGCCUUCCGCCCCACCUUAGGGGCCGUUUCCUGAGGCGAUUCCUCGCCACGAGGCGGCCGCCUGGGAGCUCUCUCCCCUUUCGCCAGAACAGGAAGUGAUGCACGGGCCCCCAUUUUCCGCCCAAUCACGGCCGCCGUCUUAUGCUCCGCCGCCGGCGGGUCGGUAUUUUUACAGGCGGCUUUGGCAGGGGGGACGCUUGUCUCAUGAGGUACAUCCACCUGGGAUAGAUAGUGGCCCCUACGAGAUAUUCCCUGUACAAGUAGCUAUGGGCCAGGGACGCAAUGUAUGGGAGCCUUUUGAGAUAAAGCAGAUUAGAGAACUUAAAAAUGCAGUUACAACCUUUGGGCCGACUGCGCCUUACACCAUUGCCAUGCUGGAGAAUCUGUCUUCUGGGCCCCUCACCCCCGCGGACUGGAUUCAGCUGGCAAAGGCGUGUCUGCCCUCGGGCAGUUACCUGGAUUGGCGAGCCUGGUACGCAGAGUUCUCUGCCGAGCAGGCUGAGAAAAACGCCGGUCGAGGAAAUGGGGGCUGGGGAUUUAGCUCAGCGGCAUAAGCGCUUGCCUUGCAAGCAGGCAGUCGUGAGUUCAAUCCCUGGUACCGAUAAAAACAAAAAAAACAAAAAAAAAAAAAAAAAAAAAAGAUAAAAAUAAAAAAUAAAAAAUAAAAAACAAAAAGGGGGAGUAAGCCAAGGCCUGCCUCCAAAGGCGCGGUUAUCUAUGACAGGACAAUGGAUGGGCCCGGAUCCAGUGGUCAGCUGGAACCGAGGCGCGGUUUGUGUUUUCCCACAGGAACCGGGACGAGAACCACUGUGGAUACCGGAGAGACUGACACGGGCAACAAAGCCCUCGACUGAAGAUCAGACCUGCCCUACUGGAGAUCCAUCACAGACCAACCAACAAGAUGAAUAGAAAUAGCAGUAGCCCGAAAUGGACAAGAAGAUCCUCAGGCAUAUGCAUGGCUUGCUCAAUUGGCCCACGACCGAGUCUAGAUAUGGCGGGCAUCCCUCAUUCUCCUCCAUAAGGUGACAAUACACAGCAGGGUAGGUGAGUCAAUGACGGGUAAGAGCGUGCCUCCCCAGCACGACUCGACCUAAGCCAGGCCCUACCCCAUCCUGCACGUAAGCCGCUGGACUGUUAGAUGCUGCCCAGGUCUAAAUUUCUCUCCGAGGGGAUUUCUUUACGGAGAGGAAAUGAGUGCAAGCUUGUGUGCAUCCAGGUUCCGUCCAGUUUGUGCCUGGCCCUAGAAAAAGGACGAGGGCCUCAGGGCCUUGGCAGACCAUGGCAUGGCCAACCAGGGUCUAAGCCAAGGACCUACGGUGGGCCUACACAUAGGGCAUAAGCCUCUGCACCCAGUCCAGGAAGGGCUACGAUGCGCACAUUCAUAAAAAAUAAAAUAGGGGGAGAUGUUGGGAGCCGCGUCUGUGAUAGCUCGCCUUGCGCGGCGGACGUGCGGCCUGUAGGAAAGAGCAAA